Chara braunii is the source of this 1381-nucleotide messenger RNA. The record is from the annotation of a GenBank genome assembly. Lineage: Eukaryota; Viridiplantae; Streptophyta; Charophyceae; Charales; Characeae.
UACCACCCCCUACAGCAAAGAGCAGGACGAGAGAGCUGCCGCCCUUCUGCGUGAGUAGAAAGAGAAGAUGGAGAAUAGGGAACUAAUCAGACAGGCUAAGAUGUUGGCGCUGCUGGAGGAGCAGGAAGCAAAGAAGCGGCAGAUGGAGGAGGAGAUGGAAAGAUGGAAGGAGCAGGAGGAGAAGAUGGCAGCUAUUCAGGCGGAAGAAGAAAAAGAAAAAGAAGAGGUGGAGGAGGAAGAAGAAAGACCGCUAGAGAGGAGAAGAGGAGGAGGAAGCACAAGUAAAGACGCGGAGAUUGUGGAAAGAGCGCAGGAAUGGGCCGCACAUUUGGAGUUAGGGGAAGACCAAGAGGCUAAGAUGGCUGUACCCGAGGAAGAAAGAGAAGCAGCCAGGAGGCAAAUUGAAGCAGAGAGGGACCCAGUAAAGAGAGUGGCGAAGGAGGAGGAACAGCGGAUGGCGUCGAGAUACCGGUUAUCCCAAGAAAGGGUCAGGCGAUUGGAAGCGGCAGAGAGGGCGGACAAGGACCUAAGAGCGGUGGAAGUUAGAAUGGGGAAGAUCCGAGCGGAGACUGAGCUAGCAACCAAGCUAGAUACGCUGAUCCAAAGUGUAGAGGCUUUAUUAGUCGCACAGCGGGAACAAAUGCAGUACGAACGCAGUCAAGACAUAAAGAUAGACGCGAUACGUGCGGGGUUCAAGGACUUCACGUGCGACAUGAUGAACCACCUACUGACCGAAGAGCACAUUGCGAUUAAUAGGAACCGAGAGUUUUGUACUGGCGCCAUUGAAGGCGCCAAGCUAGCGGCCCCUAAGAAGAGGAGCCGGCCCCACCACGUCGCGAGAAAGUCAAGGUUCGUCGUAGUUUACCUAGACGAUAUCCUAGUGUUCAGCAAGACCCUUGAGGAACAUGAGGGCCAUCUACGACAGAUUCUAAGUAAGCUCAGAGAGUCUAACUUUAAGAUUAACCCGAAGAAGUGCGAAUGGGCCAAGACACAGGUCCUUUACCUAGGCCAUGUACUAGACGACGAUGGCAUUGGACCUGAGGACAACAAGAUAGCAUCCAUCAGAGAUUGGCCAACUCCUAAGACACUAACAGAGUUGCGUUCUUUCUUAGGACUGGCUAACUACUACAGGAAGUUUGUGAGGAACUUCUCUACGAUCGCUGCUCCCCUUCGUAGGCUAUUGAAGAAAGAAGCUAUCUGGAAGUGGGAUCAGGAUUGUACGUCAGACUUCAAAAAAUUGAAGAAUGCUUUGAUAGAGUACCCUGUCCUCAAAGUUGUCGAUCCAUCAUUGCCGUUUGCUGUUACUACAGACGCGAGUCAAUAUGGCAUAGGUGUCGUUAUGUAGCAAGAUGACGACAACGGAUAAAGGCCCGUAGAGUUC